AGUUACAAGUGUGUUUUGCAGAAAUAGCUGGAGAUAUUAAUGUCUGUAUCGUCUGCCACGUCGUUUAGAUUGUCUAUUGUCUUGUUGUUUGUUAUGUAGGUCUCUGCUUGGACUCUUAGUGGCUGUUAUUAGCUGUUGCUCAGACCAGGCGACGGAAUUCACACAGAAAAAGCUGAAGUUUAAAGAAAGCUAUUAGCUGGCUAGCUUAGCUCUCUGUAGGUGCAAGUGGCAGCAUGGCAGCUGUACUGGAGCUGAUUGCUGGGAGCUACGAGCAAAUUGCCUUUGGUUACCGAGUGGAGACUGAUGAGAAAGAGUGGACAGCCAAGGCACACUUCACACAUCACGCCCACACAGCAUCCAUAUCAGCCGUGGCAGCCAGCGAGAGGUUUGUUGUCACAGGAAGCAAAGAUGAGACCAUACAGCUGUAUGACAUGAAGAAGAAAACUGAACAUGGAGCUUUGCUGCACCAUGACGGAACAAUCACCUGCCUGGAGUUUUACGGGUCGUCUCACUUACUGAGCGCAGGAGAGGAUGGACUCUUAUGCGUGUGGAGCACGAAGAAGUGGGAGUGCCUGAAGUCCAUCAAAGCUCACAAAGGUCUUGUCACAUCGCUGUCCGUCCAUCCAUCUGGGAAACUUGCACUUACAGUUGGGGCAGAUAAGACUCUGAGAACAUGGAAUCUAAUUAACGGAAGAUCAGCCUUCAUCAAAAACAUCAAACAAAUUGCACACAUUGUCAGAUGGUCUCCGGAUGGGGAUAAAUACGUGGUUGUGGUGAAUGACAAAGUGGACAUCUACAACCUGGAGACAGCAUCCGUGACAGGAACGAUCACAAACCCCAAGAGGAUCUCAUCUAUUAAGUUCUUAAAUAACUCCAUCCUGGCUGUCGGAGGAGACGAUGAAAUAGUGAGGUUGUGUGACCUGGGAAAAAAGAAAUUGGUGUGUGAGUUUAAGGCUCAUGAAACCAGAGUGAAAGCGGUUGACAGUUUCAUUAUGGAGGACUACUGCGUGUUGGUGACGGCUUCAAAUGACGGUUUCAUCAAGAUGUGGAAGCUCCAUCUAAAAGAGGAGCUGGAGUCUCCCACUCUCCUUGGGGAAGUGAACACAUCGGCCAGACUGACUUGCCUCACUGUGUGGAAACCUUCAUCAGUGACUUCGCCAUCCUUCACUGAGGAACCAGCAGCUAAAGCAACAACAUCUGCAGAACUCGCUCAGGAGCUUUCAAAGACCAAGAGAGUCCGAAUUGCAACAGAAGAAGUUAUUCUAGAAGAUGAGAGCAAACCCAAAAAGAAGAAAAAGGAUGGUGGAAAAUAAACAAGAAAAAAUAAGGAUGUUUUAUUAUUCAUGGACUGUUUCAUAUCUGGACUUCUGAGGUCAUUUGCUUUUGUGGUUGCCACAGAGAGGUAAUAAAAUACAACUUUGAAGUAGAGAUUUUAUGAAUAUAUUUACUGUCAACACAGAAAAGAAGAAAAACAACAAUGGAAAAAUGAGAUGGCCGACAAUAAAAAUCUUUUAUAAUCCAUUAGGCUGCUUUUUUCUGGAGUUGUAUUGUCAAACAUUUAUUUAUGCAUGGUUACCACAAGGAGGUG
Molecule: messenger RNA, 1588 nt
Organism: Chelmon rostratus (copperband butterflyfish)
Lineage: Eukaryota; Metazoa; Chordata; Actinopteri; Chaetodontiformes; Chaetodontidae
Gene: pak1ip1
Product: PAK1 interacting protein 1
Exons: 10
Coding region: 234-1313 (359 amino acids)
Molecular function (GO): protein binding
Source: RefSeq, a predicted model, not a curated record